AUGUUGGUGCGAAGAACAUUAGCUUUUUGUACUCUCUUUAGCCUGGCUUUGGCUAGACCAGAGCCUCGAGUUCUCGAUCCCGUCCGUACGGUGUUCCAAUUUCCCGUCAAUACCUUUUUUGAAAAUAUUGCUAUUCGUCCCAAUGGGGGAAUCCUUACGGGAUUACUUAACCAGCCACAACUUUUCGCAAUUUUGGUGCAUGAGUUCGCCGAUUCACUUGGUCUUGCUGGUAUCGCCGAAUAUGAAUCUGAUAUUUUUGCAGUUAUAGCUGGAAGGUUCGACAUUCCCACUGGAGAUGUUGGUCCUGGAUCAUGGAAUGGCAACAAGCUAUCAGGGUCACCCAAUGUUAGUCUUAUUGCUAACGUUACUUCUGCCAAUUUUCUCAACGGCAUCACGCUAUUAUCUCAAUCCGAAGGAACAUUCCUGUUGAGUGAUGUUAAUGCUGGCGUAAUAUAUCGCCUUGAUACGCAGGGCAACUACGGUAUUGUCAUCAACACUACACUUACCAGUGCUGUACCCGAGCCCCCUGUUCCUCCGGCUGGGGUAGAUGGGUUACACGUCCAUAAUCACGGGGAUUCAAAGACGCUCUAUUUUGUUAAUGCUGGUCAGGGACUAUUGGCCAGCGUUCCUAUCAAUGAGGAUGGGACGCCAGCUGGACAAUUCGAAUUAGUGGCCCGGCCGUUAACAGCACCUGAUACUUAUGACGAUUUUACAUUAGACUGUGACGGAAACAUUUACCUCGUAACAGGCGGUGGAAAUGGUAUAGAGCGCAUUUCUACCAAUGGGCAGUGGUCAAUUAUUGCCGGCAAUGUCAACUCCACAGCGAUUGCGGAACCUACUUCUGCUGCUUUUGGCCGUGGUCCGAAUGAUAAAAAUAUUUUGUAUGUAUCUACGUUGGGCGGUAUGGAAGUACCUGUGAAUGGUAACAUAACCAUUGGAGCCCAACUUGUAGCUGUUACAACAAACUCACUGGGUUCUGCCGGUUGUGCAUUGAACCUCUAG
Messenger RNA from Trichoderma virens Gv29-8, 1002 nucleotides. RefSeq lists its product as uncharacterized. The transcript is spliced from 3 exons. Lineage: Eukaryota; Fungi; Ascomycota; Sordariomycetes; Hypocreales; Hypocreaceae. The record is from RefSeq and is a predicted model, not a curated record. Bases 1 to 1002 code for a protein of 333 amino acids.